This is a messenger RNA of Cyphomyrmex costatus, 1557 nucleotides long. RefSeq lists its product as uncharacterized. NCBI's taxonomy places the organism in Eukaryota, Metazoa, Arthropoda, Insecta, Hymenoptera, Formicidae. The transcript has 8 exons. Gene Ontology annotation, cellular component: neuron projection membrane. Gene Ontology annotation, biological process: synapse organization. The record is from RefSeq and is a predicted model, not a curated record. Bases 1 to 1557 code for a protein of 518 amino acids.
AUGACCGGUUGGAGAAUGCAGCCGACCGCUUCGGUGCUCGGCGUCAUCGCCAUUGUCUCUGUCAUGAUUACUGUCACAGCGUCAGAAGCGGAGAACGGCGCCAUCGAGCGUGGCAUUAAUCAUCUUGACGAGGAAUAUCAACGCCUCGACGAGAGAAUCGCGAAGAAUCGCACUUUCGAAACCGUUGGCUGGUCUCGCGGCAACGACACAACAGCUCUCGAGGAAGUCAUUUCCGCUUUUACGGUUGAGUACUCAACAAAGGAUUCACCCCCGCUCGUUACCGUGGUGGAUUCGCAUUUUGAGAAUACGUCGAAGAAUUACGUAGACGAUCAGAUGAUAUUCGCCUCGAAGAGGAUCGAGAACUCGGAACAGGCGGAAGAAGCUCUGGCAAAGAAGCUGGACCACGAAGACGUUCAAGGAACGAACGACUCCAGGAUAGAAAAGCCGAGAGACGACUGGUUGACAGUGAUAUCGAUGGAGAAAGAGGAAGACGUUACGGAAGCGAGAUACGGCGAGCAGAGAAACUCGCAAGAUAUCAGGGCGAUCUCCUUCCAAGUACCGCCGGCAGAUGAGAAGGAGGAAGACUAUCAGGACAGCCGACAACAGGGAAAAACUAGCACCAAGAAAAAUCAGUCUAGACCGGCGAAUAACUUGCUGCUGACCGGCAAGUCGACGAAGGCCUUCUACGAGAUUAAACCGUCGAUCAGGACUCUAGAAACGGAGCGCGGUCGUGAUCAGUUCCAGAUAACCACUCACAGGACGUUGUCGGGCAGAAAGUUCGUCUUGCCUAGCGUCGAUAGCGCUUUCGGAAAAUUCGGUCCAUAUUUCGAGGACGGCGAUCGAGAGAUUAAUGUCACCGCGAGAAUCGGCAGUACUGUUUUAUUGGACUGCAAGAUCGGCAUGCUAGGCGAUAAAAAGGUAACGUGGUUGCAGCAUAAUAAGGAUUUCUUUCGACUGUUGACAGUAGGCAGAACGCCAUAUAGCAACGAUCAAAGAAUCAGUCUUAAUUUUCGAUAUCCUAGCAAUUGGAGACUGCAGAUACUUUACGCGAACCCACGCGACUCAGGGUUGUAUCAGUGCCAAGUUGCCACGCAUCCGCCACUGGUUAAGAAAAUCAACGUCAUCGUUACGGCACCAACUCUGACGAUCAGUGAUGAUUCUGGACGUAUAGUUUCCAAGGAAAGGCAUCUAAAGGCAGGUAGUGUCCUCAGGCUCAGGUGUGAGGCAAGGGACGUGCUCGAGUCGCUCAACGAGUCCGUCGUUUGGACUAGAGGAGACGAGACGCUUACAGAAGACAUUAGCGAGAACAGAACGACAGAGAUCACGGCAGGCAAGGAGGUCCUUGUGAUCGUCAGUACUCUCAUCGUGGAGAGAGCCAGUCCCAGGCACGCAGGGAACUAUAGCUGCAUGGUGCCCGGCAAAGCCAAGACCACCGUGGCGGUUCACGUUCUCAACGGUGAACUGCCAGCUGCUGUGCACGACGGGAACGGAGUUUCAAGAGCAUUCCUUAAUCUUUGGUUGGUUCAUCUGACGAUGAGCUAUGUUUUCACCAGAUGA